AUGGCUCUGGAAAUAGUCGCUGACGUGCUUGCUCGCUUUCUCGGCGUUGUGCUUUUUACAUCAGGCCCGUUCUGGCUUUAUGAUCCUGUUAAAUCCGUUCCAAUCUUCGGUCUGCCCCGUACGAGCCCCGACAUAGCGACAUUCGGCCCAUCCCUCGGUGGGCGGAACAUGGCUGCAGGCGCAAUUGUCCUCGUCUCCAGCUACCACGCCUCGAGAGCCCUCACUGGAGUGUUCCUUGCUUUGAUUGCAACUGGCGCGGGCUGGUCGGAUACAGCGGUGUAUCUAGCGAAGGGGAAAGGGCACAAGAGGCAUCUGUUGAAUAUUGGGAUUAUAUACACCGUUGCUGCCAUGCUCAUCGUGGCCUGA
Molecule: messenger RNA, 366 nt
Organism: Aspergillus puulaauensis
Lineage: Eukaryota; Fungi; Ascomycota; Eurotiomycetes; Eurotiales; Aspergillaceae
Exons: 2
Coding region: 1-366 (121 amino acids)
Source: RefSeq, a predicted model, not a curated record